GACCCGCAGCGACUCCGCAGGGACUGCGCUCCCGUGCCCCUAGCGCUCCCGCGCUGCUGCUCCAGCCGCCCGGCAGCUCUGAGGAUGGAGAGGAGGGCGCGGAGCUCCUCCAGGGAGUCCCGCGGGCGAGGCGGCAGGACUCCGCACAAGGAGAGCAAGAGGGCGAAGUCUGAGAGGAGCGGCGGAGGCCGCGGGCACCAGGAGGCUGGGCCCGAGCCGUCGGGCUUAGGACGGGCGGGGACCCCGGGGGAGCCCCGAGCGCCCGCCGCCACAGUGGUGGACGUGGAUGAGGUCCGGGGCUCCGGCGAGGAGGGCACCGAGGUCGUGGCGCUGUUGGAGAGCGAGCGGCCCGAGGAAGGUACCAAAUCCUCCGGAUUAGGGGCCUGUGAGUGGCUUCUUGUCCUCAUUUCCCUGCUCUUCAUCAUCAUGACCUUCCCUUUUUCCAUCUGGUUCUGCAUAAAGGUUGUACAAGAGUAUGAAAGAGUAAUUAUAUUCCGACUGGGACAUCUGCUUCCUGGAAGAGCCAAAGGCCCUGGUCUUUUCUUUUUUUUGCCCUGCCUGGAUACCUAUCACAAGGUUGACCUUCGUCUCCAAACUCUGGAGAUACCUUUUCAUGAGAUUGUGACCAAAGACAUGUUUAUAAUGGAGAUAGACGCCAUUUGCUACUACCGAAUGGAAAAUGCCUCUCUUCUCCUAAGCAGUCUUGCUCACGUUUCUAAAGCUGUGCAAUUCCUUGUGCAAACCACCAUGAAGCGUCUCCUAGCACAUCGAUCCCUCACUGAAAUUCUUCUAGAGAGGAAGAGCAUCGCCCAAGAUACAAAGGUUGCCUUGGAUUCAGUGACCUGUAUUUGGGGAAUCAAAGUGGAGAGAAUAGAAAUUAAAGAUGUGAGGCUGCCAGCUGGGCUUCAGCACUCACUGGCUGUGGAGGCUGAAGCGCAAAGACAAGCCAAAGUGCGGAUGAUCGCUGCAGAAGGGGAAAAGGCUGCUUCUGAGUCCCUGAGGAUGGCAGCUGAGAUUCUGUCAGGCACCCCUGCUGCUGUUCAGCUUCGAUACCUCCACACCCUUCAGUCUCUGUCCACAGAGAAGCCUUCCACUGUGGUUUUACCUUUGCCAUUUGACCUACUGAAUUGCCUGUCUUCUCCCAGCAACAGAACUCAGGGAAGCCUCCCCUUCCCAAGUCUUUCCAAACCUGUUGAGCCACUAAAUCCUAAAAAGAAAGACUCUCCCAUGUUAUAGGAAGGAUGAGGCAUAAUGUGACUGUAAAGGGGCCUGCCAUAGAAAAGCCACAUCCCUGAGGGAGGCAUUCUGUCCUCAUUCCCUGCCCUUCCUUUGGUUGCCAUACGGAAUGGCCAUGGAAUGCACGAAGACACAAUGCACCAUCCAUGAGAAGACAGUGAAAUGAUGUAAUGACAGAGAAGGCAGACAACACAUUUCCAUGACUCAUCUAGUCAGAGCAAUUAUGGGAAACAGCUUUGGUCAACAUUCUACUUUGGAAAAAAUUUUGAGUCUAGAUGUGGUUAAAUUUUGACUUCUGGGAACUUAGUUCAGAUGUCCCUUUCACUGUAUGUCCUCUGGCCCCUUUGGCAAGGUUGCCACAGCUCCCACAGCCCUUCCUACAAGCACCUAUCAUUGGGCUUGUCACACUCUAUUGCUCUUCUGUCCUGAAGAUGCGGUCUUCUCUCCAACGAUACUACCAAUUCUUCAAAGGCACGUCUUAGUUUUCCUCAACCACACUCAAUCUUUUUGCUCCACCCUGAAUUCCUCACACCUAACCCUGAUAGUUACCUAAAGUGACACUUAUAUGUUUCAGAGUGAAUGCAAAAAAGAGAGAUGUACUUGGAGUCGGAUAUACAAUUUAUCCCUAAUUAAAGCAUUUAAAAGAAA
This is a messenger RNA of Symphalangus syndactylus (siamang), 1884 nucleotides long. It is a transcript of the gene NPHS2, whose product is annotated as NPHS2 stomatin family member, podocin. Gene Ontology annotation, cellular component: plasma membrane. The record is from RefSeq and is a predicted model, not a curated record. NCBI's taxonomy places the organism in Eukaryota, Metazoa, Chordata, Mammalia, Primates, Hylobatidae.